UUAGGAUCAGGGUCUGGUGAAGGGGCAGGAGGCAGCAUGUCGGGCCGCAAAGGUGGCAAAAAGAAGCCCCUAAAACAGCCCAAGAAGCAGACCAAGGAGAUGGAUGAGGAAGAUAAGACUUUUAAGCAGAAACAAAAGGAGGAACAGAAGAAACUGGAGGAGCUAAAAGCCAAGGCCAUGGGGAAGGGUCCCCUGGUCACAGGCGGAAUUAAGAAAUCUGGCAAAAAGUAAGCUGUUCUCACAUCUGAGGUGAUGGUGACCCUCCUCUUCCAUUCCUAUUUAAACAUCUGGAUUCCCUGCCAUAACAUCUUUGCUACUACAACUAGAAUGAAGUGUUAUCCUGUAACCUGUCAAAUAUCUGGAUUCCCUGUCAUAACAUCUUUGCCACUGAAUAGCUAGAAUGAAGUGUUAUCCUGGAGCCUGUUGUUGUACAUUGUAAUGAACUUUUGUAAAAAAAAAA
Molecule: messenger RNA, 460 nt
Organism: Rattus rattus (black rat)
Lineage: Eukaryota; Metazoa; Chordata; Mammalia; Rodentia; Muridae
Gene: Tma7
Product: translation machinery associated 7 homolog
Exons: 1
Coding region: 37-231 (64 amino acids)
Source: RefSeq, a predicted model, not a curated record